GAAUGUUACCGCUUCGAAUAGAAAAUAACGAUAAACACCGAUUUAUGAAUGGCGUCGUCAUGUGUGUGAUUAUUUCAGCAAUUUAAAGAUUUAAAUUUGUAUAAUUUCGGGUAAUUAAAGUUGAAAAAAUGGAAGUUGCCUUCAAGAGUAUCGACAAUUAUUUUGAAUUCUUCAAAGAUGUGGACGAAAUAUACAGAUCCAAGGAAAAUACCUUGAAAUCCAUAAUCUCAGAGCUAGAAUUCAAGUACGCUGACCUAUUGAAUGAUAAACCAAAGAAACAGGAUGAAUUUUUGAUCCCUGAAAUACCCAAAUUCAAGAAGGAGGUUAAAGAUAAACGCGAAUCAUCCCGAGCUUCAAGACGAAACCCUUCGGAAUUGAGUAAAGUGAACACAACCCAGAAAGACCUAUUCAAUUCGAAUGACUCGGAGAUUAUCAGAAGAAGCUCUAGGAUUGCGUCCAAGACGAAACUCAAACCGAGUAAUGUUAUUCCGCAAAAUGGAAAAUCCGAAAAUGGUGUUCAAGAUUGUACCUACAUUGUUUCACCGAGCCAUCCUCCUACCAAAAUACGACGUACCAGUGAUAUCGAACAGAAGAGAAACGAAGAUAAUCGUUCGGCUUUGGAAGAAUCAGUUUGUACUGCCGAUAUGAAACAGCCACUUGGUGCAUCUACGCCUACAUCGCCACCUUUAUCUACCCCCAAGGCAGUUCGAAAAUCCACGGAUAUGGCUGCGAAAAAAACGAAUUCAGAUGAAGAAAACAAAACUCCUACCAGCGAUGCUGCUCGCGGAAAAAUAGAAUCGGUCAAGAAACGCAUUGAAGAAUUUGAAAAACGAGCUAAAGGACACCUUCUUCCCAGUAAACUGCCAAUUAAAAGUCCCGAUAAGAGUAAACUCAUGUCGCUGAUCAAAAAUACAUCUUCAAAUGUUAGUAACACGAAAAAAGAAGUAUUUACUGAAGACGAAUCCUCAGUUUCGGAAGCGCGAGUGUUGAGAGCAAACACGAAGGUUCUACAAGAGAAAAAUGCUAAUGUCAAAAUAUCGAAGGAGAAGGUAUUAGAAGCUCAGAAAAAGAAAGCUGCCAUGAUAAGAGCCAGUACCGAAGAAAAACAAAGAAAAAGAGAAGAACGAGGUCGUAAAGUUGCUGCUCAAAGAGAAGCCGCCGAGAAAGAAAAACAAUUGGCUGCGAUGAAAUCAGAGAAAGAAAAGGAACAAAAACUGAAGCAGAUACAGAAAUUGAAAGAUGAGAAAUAUAAGGAAGAAUAUUUGAAGAAAAAACAACUCGCAGCUAUGAAAGCUGCCGAAAUGGAGGAGAGGAGAAAACAGCAAGAAGAAGCUGCUAGGCUAGCAAAAUUGAAAAAGACGCAAGCCGCUAAAGAGGAAAUUCCUCAAUACGGAAUAGACAAUGUAUUGGAAGGCGAUUCCAGCGAAGAUGAAGAUAAUCCCAAAAAACAGAUACCUAGUUGGGCUUCAAAAAAAAAUCGCGAAUACCCUCUCAUGGUCCAAGGCUGGUUAAACAAAAGGGAAACUGUUUAUCCUUGGUUCUACAAUAAAAACCUGAAGUACCCUAAGCUUGAAGAAUUAUUCUCUAUUGAAGUAAAAUCCCGUCCCAGAACAUCCAGCGCCUUUUGGAAUUCGAGAAUAUGUUUCAAUGAGUCUUUCCCUCUUAUGUAGAAUUUCGAUGACUAAUGCACUGAUUUUGUCUUGUUCGUACUUUCGUGAUUCGUAUUUCGUGUCGAGUUAUCAUUUAAGAAAUUUCAUUUCGCGUUAUGGAAUUCGUGAAUGUGUUUCAAUGUACAUAUCUUUCUUUUUUGUAUAAUUUCGAUUAUCAAUGUACUGAUUUUUUUUGUUUUUUAAGUUCCAUGAUCAACGUUAAAUUUAUACCUAUUCUAUAUUUAUUUCGCGCGUGUGAAAAUCUUUUCCUCUGUACGUAGGUACCAUUUCGAUGAUGAAUGUACUAAUUUUGUUUUGUUUGACAUUUCAUGACUCGCGUUCAAUUAAUAGACAUAUCUACCUUGAUUUCAUUUCGCAUCAUACUGAGCUUAGUUGAGUUAUUGUGUUUUAUACCGGAAGAAAAUAAAGUAAUUUCUAGAAAGA
Messenger RNA from Planococcus citri (citrus mealybug), 2093 nucleotides. RefSeq names its product inner centromere protein-like. Gene Ontology annotation, biological process: meiotic spindle midzone assembly; metaphase chromosome alignment; mitotic cytokinesis. Lineage: Eukaryota; Metazoa; Arthropoda; Insecta; Hemiptera; Pseudococcidae. The record is from RefSeq and is a predicted model, not a curated record. The coding region runs from base 129 to 1670 and encodes 513 amino acids. Gene Ontology annotation, cellular component: midbody; kinetochore; nucleus. The transcript is spliced from 10 exons.